Molecule: messenger RNA, 1533 nt
Organism: Tribolium castaneum (red flour beetle)
Lineage: Eukaryota; Metazoa; Arthropoda; Insecta; Coleoptera; Tenebrionidae
Gene: nAChRa11
Product: nicotinic acetylcholine receptor alpha 11 subunit
Exons: 10
Coding region: 1-1533 (510 amino acids)
Biological process (GO): chemical synaptic transmission; nervous system process; regulation of membrane potential
Cellular component (GO): synapse; plasma membrane; neuron projection
Molecular function (GO): transmembrane signaling receptor activity; acetylcholine-gated monoatomic cation-selective channel activity
Source: RefSeq, marked provisional
AUGUAUUUAAUAAAAUUAGUUUGUUUCACUUUCAUGCUGUUUAAAUCCACUGAAGCCUCCAAACACAUCGAGGCUAAUCCUCAUGCUAAGCGAUUAUACGACGACCUCCUCAGUAAUUACAAUCGGCUGAUCAGACCUGUGGAAAACCAUACGCAAACUCUAACUGUAUGGCUGGGCCUAAAACUGUCACAAUUGAUCGAAAUGAACCUAAAAAAUCAAGUCAUGACGACCAAUUUAUGGGUGGUGCAGAGAUGGUACGACUAUAAAUUAAAGUGGGAACCGGAGGAAUAUGGCGGUGUGGAAAUGCUUUACGUCCCUUCUGAGCAUAUUUGGCUUCCGGACAUCGUUUUAUUCAAUAAUGCCGAUGGUAAUUAUGAGGUGACUUUGAUGACUAAAGCCACUUUGUCUUACACCGGCGAAGUAAUUUGGAAGCCACCUUCGAUCUAUAAAUCUUCUUGCGAAAUAAACGUGCAAUAUUUUCCCUUCGACGAGCAAAGUUGUCUAAUGAAAUUCGGUUCUUGGACUUACAAUGGCCUUCAAGUCGACUUGAAGCACAUGGACCAAGUCUCCGGCAACAAUAUUGUCAAAGUCGGUAUUGACUUGUCCGAAUUUUACCUUUCCGUCGAAUGGGACAUCCUUGCAGUCCCCGCCACGCGAAACGAAGAGUACUAUCCUUGUUGCACAGAGCCGUAUUCAGAUAUCACUUUCAAGAUAACAAUGCGUCGCAAGACAUUAUUCUAUACAGUCAACUUGAUCAUUCCUUGCGUCGGGAUCACAUUUCUUACAGUUCUUGUUUUCUACCUUCCUUCGGAUUCGGGCGAGAAAGUCACACUUUGUGUCUCAAUCCUAUUAUCUCUAACUGUGUUUUUCCUGUUGCUCGCUGAAAUUAUUCCGCCGACUUCGUUGGCCGUCCCUUUGUUGGGCAAAUACCUCCUCUUUACCAUGAUUUUGGUCACUUCGUCCAUAUGGGUCACGGUGUGCGUGCUCAACGUGCAUUUCAGAUCCCCUUCGACUCACAAAAUGUCGCCGAUUGUGCGAAAAAUCUUCCUCCAAUUCAUGCCCAAACUGCUGAUUAUGCGGCGGACGACUUACACUUUGCCUGAGUAUGACGACAGUUUGCCUCCCAGAGGAUACAGUGGCGAGAUCGAAAUGCAAUUGAAUAUGAGAGAUCCAUUCAACACUGAUUUCAAAAUGAAAGCACAUUCGUCGAUGUCCUCCUCGAAUAUAACUCCUCGUUUCCUGUCGGCGAACGUUCUCUCGGCUCUGCAGGGUGUUAGGUUUAUUGCACAACACAUCAGAGAUGCCGAUAAAGAUAAUGAAAUCGUUGAAGAUUGGAAGUUUGUUUCGAUGGUCCUAGAUCGAUUCUUUUUAUGGGUCUUCACUCUGGCUUGCAUCGGCGGAACUUUCGGGAUUAUAUUACAAGCUCCUUCCUUGUACGACACCCGAGUGCCUGUUCAUCAACAACUUAGCGAAAUUCCUCUCACGAAAAUUUUCCAAAUACCCCCCUCGCGCACACACAUCCCCACACAAUAA